UUCACUGUUUAGCAGCAGGGGUGCUAAAAAAGAGCAAGAGCAGGAGGCAAUCCAUGUGGAACACUGUCUGCUGCAUGUAUGCGACGCUUUCAGAAAUCGUCCUCCAUCCAUCACAUCCUCCAGUUCUGAAGGAGCCACUGGAGCCACUGAAGGAUUACGGGAAAAGGUUGCGAAGUGGCCAGUGAGUCAGUGAGAUCAUUGAUAAGGUUGGUAGGUUUCACUUAAUCCAGGAAGUCGUCAUAGACUGAGGGAGGCGGCGGGUGUAAAUCGACCCUGAGCGAUGCUGAAUUCCUUGAUAAAAGGCCACCCCUCACGCGGAGGCACAAAGAAGAGGGUACCUUCUCCUAACAUGGUAACUGCUGCGAUCACGAUGGGCUCAGUGAAAUCCGCUGGACUGUCUCUUCUUCUGCUGUCUUUUCUCCUUUACGUAGCAGAUUCUUACCCCAACACUGACUUAUCGAACAUGGGCUGUGAGGCGUGCACGCUGCGAAAGAACACUGUUUUCUCCAGGGAUCGUCCGAUUUACCAGUGCAUGGGCUGCUGCUUCUCCAGAGCGUACCCAACGCCUCUCAAGGCCAUGAAGACGAUGACGAUCCCGAAGAACAUCACCUCUGAGGCUACAUGCUGCGUUGCAAAGCACGUCUACGAGACAGAGGUGGCCGGCAUAAGGGUGAGGAACCACACAGACUGCCACUGCAGCACCUGCUACUAUCAUAAGAUAUGACAGAUGGGAACCGGAGACAAUUCUGUAGCACUUGGCUUGGCAACAGAACGUGUUUCUUUUAAUAUGCACGAGCUCUUCUCUGUUUUAAAAUGUGUGUUCUUGUGUUGCCAGAUAAUAUUUUUUUAUUGUCUGUGUCUGUGUCUCUGUAAUGUAUAAUGUGUAAUUAGCCUACAAUUUUUUUUGCAUUGAUAGAUGUAUAGGAUUAACUAUAGAUUGAAAAAGCAAUUAAAAUCUUCAUCAAGAUGUUGUGUUGCCAAGAAUGUGUCUUCCACUGGGAUUGUUGGUUAUGUGUUGUUGGGAGCAUUUAUUGUUUUUGGGUGUCGCUUAAAGUAAGUUUCUUUGGACAAACGUGUCUGCUUAAUUACAGGAUAAAUCCACCCCAAAAUGAAAAAAAUCAGUUUAUCAUCUGCUCACACCCACAUCAGUGGUUUUAAAAAGUAAAAAAAAAACAAAA
This is a messenger RNA of Acanthopagrus latus (yellowfin seabream), 1178 nucleotides long. RefSeq names its product glycoprotein hormones, alpha polypeptide (gene cga). Gene Ontology annotation, molecular function: follicle-stimulating hormone activity. Gene Ontology annotation, biological process: positive regulation of steroid biosynthetic process; thyroid hormone generation. The transcript is spliced from 6 exons. Gene Ontology annotation, cellular component: extracellular region; follicle-stimulating hormone complex. Lineage: Eukaryota; Metazoa; Chordata; Actinopteri; Spariformes; Sparidae. Bases 281 to 724 code for a protein of 147 amino acids. The record is from RefSeq and is a predicted model, not a curated record.